This is a messenger RNA of Anolis carolinensis (green anole), 3060 nucleotides long. RefSeq names its product phosphatidylinositol 4-kinase type 2 alpha (gene pi4k2a). The transcript has 9 exons. Bases 92 to 1534 code for a protein of 480 amino acids. Gene Ontology annotation, molecular function: 1-phosphatidylinositol 4-kinase activity. The record is from RefSeq and is a predicted model, not a curated record. Gene Ontology annotation, cellular component: plasma membrane; trans-Golgi network; endosome. Gene Ontology annotation, biological process: endosome organization; phosphatidylinositol phosphate biosynthetic process; Golgi organization. Lineage: Eukaryota; Metazoa; Chordata; Lepidosauria; Squamata; Anolidae.
GUUGGCGCCGCCGUGGCGGAAACGGCGGUGGCCGCGGGGCCGGCGUCAGGUGACGCUGAGCGAACAGCGCCGAGUCUGAGGAGAGCGCCCGAUGGACGAGACCAGCCCCUUAGUGUCCCCCGAGCGGGGCCCCUCCGCCGGUUACGGCCUCCCGGGCUCCGCCGUGCGUGCUCCUCCCUGCCCUGCCCCCGCCGCCCCCGCGGGACCGCCCUGCCCCUGCGCCUCCCCGCCGGGAUCCCCCACCGGCGGACGCGACCGGGAGCGGCAGCCGCUGCUGGAUCGGGGCUCGGGCUCGGCGGGGGCCUGUGUGACGGGCCAGGCCCAGGCCCAGGCUCCGGCGGGGCAAGGGGCGGCGGCGUUGGCGGCCUCGGCUCGCGGCGAGAGGGAGCACCGCAACGAGUUCCCCGACGACCCGGAGUUCGCGGAGGUGGUCCGGCAGGCGGAGCAGGCCAGCGAGCGGGGCAUCUACCCGGAGCGCAUCUACCAGGGAUCCAGCGGCAGCUACUUCGUCAAGGACCCGCAAGGGAAAAUAAUUGGUGUAUUCAAACCCAAGAAUGAAGAACCCUACGGGCAGCUGAAUCCAAAAUGGACAAAAUGGCUGCAAAAACUUUGUUGCCCAUGUUGUUUUGGAAGGGACUGCCUUGUUCUCAACCAGGGAUAUCUAUCGGAGGCAGGUGCAAGCCUUGUGGACCAGAAGCUGGAACUGAACAUCGUUCCUUGUACAAAGGUGGUAUAUUUGGCCAGUGAAACAUUUAACUACAGCGCCAUCGAUAGAGUGAAGUCCCGGGGAAAACGCCUGGCUCUGGAGAAAGUGCCAAAAGUUGGGCAGAGGUUUCAUCGAAUUGGGCUUCCUCCAAAGGUGGGCUCCUUUCAACUCUUUGUGGAAGGUUACAAGGAUGCAGAUUUCUGGCUGCGGCGCUUUGAGGCUGAGCCUCUUCCAGAUAAUACGAAUCGCCAAUUGCUGCUACAGUUUGAGAGACUAGUGGUGCUGGACUACAUCAUUCGCAAUACUGACCGAGGUAAUGACAACUGGCUGAUCAAGUAUGAUUGCCCUUUGGACAGCACAAAUGUGCGGGAUGCAGAAGAGUGGGUAUUGGUGAAAGAGCCUGUCAUUAAACUAGCUGCCAUUGACAAUGGCCUGGCUUUUCCUCUCAAACAUCCAGAUUCUUGGAGAGCAUAUCCUUUUUAUUGGGCAUGGCUGCCCCAGGCCAAGGUGCCCUUCUCUCAGGAAAUCAAGGAUUUGAUUCUGCCAAAGAUUACGGACCCAAAUUUUGUCAAGGAUCUUGAAGAAGAUCUCUAUGAACUUUUUAAGAAAGAUCCAGGUUUUGACAGAGGCCAGUUCCACAAGCAGAUUGCUGUCAUGCGUGGUCAGAUCCUGAACUUGACACAGGCCUUGAAAGAUGGGAAGAGCCCCCUUCACUUGGUCCAGAUGCCCCCAGUCAUUGUGGAAACAGCUCGCUCCCACCAACGUUCUGCCAGUGAAUCCUACACACAAAGCUUCCAGAGUCGCAAACCCUUCUUUUCCUGGUGGUAGCAGUUUCUCUCUGCACUCAUCGAGGAACCUGAGUGGGUGGGGAGUAGUGCUUGACUGCGGGUGACCAAUCCUCCAGACUGAGCCAGCCUUGCUGGAGCCAGCAGGAGACAUGAGCAGGCCUUCCAGUCAGCAUUGCUCUGCAUAUUCCCCACAGAAAGGGAGGGGCCUUCACUCAGACUGACUGCUACUCCUUUCUUGCUGUGGGCUGGUCUCCCCAGCCAGAGCAUGGCAGCAUCUUACAGCAGGUGCCUGCAUGCUGCGCCCUUUUAGUUUCAUGCCGUCCCUCUAAUAUCCAUCUAGAUGGAGUACAUACAGGUCCUCUGCCCCAGAAGGCUGGUGACAAGGGGAUGUCCCCAAGUGGGAUGGGCUACUGCUCUGUGUGUGCAAAUGCUGGGCUUGAAACAACUUUCUUCUUUUCUACACACCCUCUUGUCCAUCCUGAGAAGACCCUGCUAGGUUUGCUCUGAUGCCCUUGGUCCUACAGAGGUGUUCCUAGGCCUGUGUGUUUUGGGGACAUCUGUAAGGAGCAUAGUCAUUACUGCCUGCUUUAGGAAGAAUGAAGGUUGGCCUUAGAGGAGAACUUAAGGGUUGGGAUAGAGCCUGUUGGUAAUGGCUUCUGUCCAUGGUGGUAGUAAGUAAAUACCAGAAGGCAGAUGGGUUCUGCAGACCAUAGGAUGGGAGGGUUAGACUGCUGUUUCUCUUCGUGCAGCAGGGAGUAAAGGUCUCAAACAGUAGAUUUUAAUUUGAUUUUAAAUUGUUCAUCCCAUGCGCAUACACUCUACAUGGCGAGAGUAAGACUAUAUAUCCUAGUACUGUUACCUUGGGAUAGUAUUUUACAUUCACCUUCUGUGGUCCCUAGAGCUGAUAAUGUUCCUCUGCUCUAGAGAUGUGGUGGAGCAGAAUAGGGGUGAAGAGAAGCUUUUGCUAUAGGCAAUUCUGUCUCCUCCUAUAGAGCUGGAUGCCUUUCCUCAGCUGGGUUUGAGUACUGACAAUCAGGAAGGGAAAGUCUCUGUGGGUGUUGGCUGCUGGCAGGGGAAGAUGCCCUCACUGCAUUCUCUGCCACCCUUUAAUGGGCAAUACUGAUAUAAGGAUCAGACUGAGGCUAUGCCUUGUGUACAGUGGAAUGGUAUGAUGAAUGCUGCUUCCUUAUAGACUGCCAUGCUAAAUCCCUGGCAACAAGAAUUUCCCAUCUGAAUUGUCAAUAUAAAAAGUCCCCUGGUUUUUUUCUUGGGAGCUGCUAAGGUGGCUCCCCACCAAGCCUGCUAGGGAGAAGUCUUGUGCCAAGUUGAGUCCAGCUUCCUUCCUCUUCCACAUAGGGAACUGGCACCUGGUAGGUGCGACCUGUCUUCUCUUGUCGUUCCUGGUGGUAGGGAGGAUUAUCUGCUGUAUGCCUGUGUUGCCAGGUGGAUACUUGGCACCGGGGAAUACCUUUCCUUUUUGCCAGCCUAAACUGAAAUGUAUUGUUCUUAUGCACUGUAGAAAUGUAUGUAAUAUAUUUAAAUCAAUGCAAGUAUCUUCAUAACAGA